AUGGAUCCCUUCGGCCGACUCCCUUGGCUUGCCCUGCAAAAUGUCCUGUCCGCUCUGCCAGAUCUACCGUCGCUCCACAGCCUACACAACGCAUUAUCGGAAGUCGAAAUAUUCCCACACCAAAAUAAUGGCUUAUUCGCCCAGAUUAUAAAUGCCAUCAUCGAAAACACGGCCCGUGAAAGAGGCCUGCUCCAGAUUGUGCAGUGUGCCGUACAGCAACUGACUGAGCAGUCGCGAAGGCGGCAGCGAGAAACAGCCGCAGACCCGAUUGUCAUCAAUAACCUGCGACACCUCGCGGAGCGAUACUCCGACCACCCAACACCCAUCUUAGGGACUAUAUCACCGUCGACGCCAGCGGCUGCUCUGUGUCCGCUGCUCGCGCUAAUGGCCCGGGAAAGACUUUCUGCUCGAAAAGGCGUCGGAUAUGACUUUUACUAA
Molecule: messenger RNA, 438 nt
Organism: Penicillium soppii
Lineage: Eukaryota; Fungi; Ascomycota; Eurotiomycetes; Eurotiales; Aspergillaceae
Exons: 2
Coding region: 1-438 (145 amino acids)
Source: RefSeq, a predicted model, not a curated record